AUGAAAGAGACUAGAGAAGAAAUCACUGGUGAUAAAGUAUCCAGAACUUCAUCUUUCAGCUCUGAAUUACUUGUUUUAGACAUAGAAAACUUCAAGGGGGACUUCUCCUUUGAUGCUUUGUUUGGAAAGUCAGUAAAUGGGCUGUUGCCAUCUUUCCAAGAUGAAGAUGCUGACUCAAUGGAAGGGAUGAUAAAUAUUAGUACGAGUGAUGCUUUGCCAAGUGGGAGGUCAACACACAUGCUAUCUAGUCCUUUAUUUCCUAAAGUAGACACUUUAUUGGUAAUAUUCAAGGAUUCAUGUACGCAAUUAGCCGAACUUCGGAAACAGAUCGAUGGAAGACUACAAAAGCUUAAAAAGGAUGUUGCUGCACAAGACUCUAAACAUAGGAAGACACUGGGUGAGCUAGAAAAGGGUGUAGAUGUAAUAUUUAAUAGUUUUGCAAGACUGGAUUCACGUAUUUCUAGCGUUGGGCAGACAGCUGCUAAGAUUGGGGAUCAUUUACAGAAUGCAGAUUCACAGCGAGAGGCUGCUAGCCAGACAAUGGAUCUCAUAAAGUACUUGAUAGAAUUCAACAGUGACCCAGGCGACCAGAUGAAACUUUCCUCACUAUUUUCUGAUGACAAGCGUGUUGCCGAGGCUGCUUCUAUUGCACAAAAAUUGCGUUCAUUUGCGGAGGAGGAUAUUGGAAGGCACGGUGCAACCAUGCAAUCACUUCCAGGGAAUGCAACUGCUAGUAAAGGACUGGAGGUUGCGGUUACCAACCUUCAAGAAUACUGCAAUGAAUUGGAGAACAAGUUGUUGUCUAGAUUUGAUAACGCGACUCAAAGAAGAGAAUUGACUAAUAUGGCAGAGUGUGCAAAAAUCCUUUCUCAGUUUAACAGAGGUACCAGUGCCAUGCAACGUUAUGUGGCUUUACGGCCAAUGUUCGAUGUAGAGGUCAUGAAUGAAGAUUCUUGUUUGGUUCUUGGUGACCAGGAUUCUAUACCUAAUCCAGCUGAUGUCAGUCUUGAACUCUCAAAACUGUACAGACAGAUAACAGAUACUGUCCGAAAAGAAUCAGCCACCAUCAGGGCUGUAUUCCCUUUCCCCAAUGAUGUCAUGUCUAUAUUGGUUCAGAGAAUAAUGGAGGACCGAGUUCCAAAACUUUUAGAGAAGCUAUUGGUAAAACCAUCCCUGACAAAUCCACCUCCCAUGAAACAAGGUGGCUUAUUGCUAUAUCUCAGAAUGCUAACAGUAGGAUAUGAGAAGACACAGGAACUUGCCAAAGAUCUUCGUGGUGUGGGAUGUGGUGACCUGGAUGUUGAAGGCCUAACAGAAGCUAUGUUCCUUGAGCACAAAGAUGUCUACCUUGAGUGUGAACAAGCCUCUUUGAGACAACUUUACAAAGCAAAGAUGGAGGAAUUGCUUGCUGAGGCCCAGCUAUCAGCUGACUCAAUUGGACGUUCCAAAGGAGCUCCAAUAUCAUCUUCCAACCAGCAGAUAUCCGUUACAGUGGUAACAGAGUUUGUGAGUUGGAAUGAAGAAGCAAUUUCAAGAUGCAAUUUGUUUUCACCUCAGCCUGCUAGUCUUGCGGCUAAUGCUAAAGCUGUGUUUACAUGCCUUCUAGACCACAUCAGGCAAUAUACAACAGAACGGCUUGAAAAAGCUAGAGACGUCCUCAGGGAAGCUGCUUCUCAGAGGGAGAGGUUUGUGCUUGGUCGAAAAGCGGCUGCUGCUGCUCCAGCUGCAGAAGCUGCUGCUGCUGCUGGUGAAAACAGUUUUCGAUCUUUCAUGGUUUCUUUACAAGCUUGUGGAAGUAGUGUGGCUAUAAUUCAGCAAUACUUUGCUAAUUCUAUUUCGAGGCUUCUAUUACCCGUGGAUGGUGCACAUGCUGCUACCUGUGAGGAAAUGGCAGCAGCUAUGUCCAGUGCAGAGGGUUCUGCUUGUAAAGGGCUACAACAGUGCAUUGAUACAGUUAUUGCCGAGGUGGAAAGGUUACUUUCAACCGAGCAAAAGGCUACAGACUAUAAGUCACCAGAUGAUGGACUCAUGGGGGAUAAUCGACCUACAGUUGCAUGUACAAGAGUGGUGGCAUAUCUCUCACGAGUGCUCGAGUCCGCAUUUACUGCACUAGAAGGUCUUAACAAACAAUCUUUCCUAACUGAAUUGGGAAAUCGCAUGCACAAAGCACUGACUACUCACUGGCUGAAGUUUGCUUUUAAUGCCAGUGGAGGACUGAGGCUUAAACGUGACAUCACCGAGUACGGGGAUUUUCUACGAAACUUCAACACGCCUACAGUUGACGAGAAAUUUGAAUUGUUGAGCAUCAUGGCCAAUAUCUUUAUUGUUGCCCCUGAAAGCUUGUCAAGUCUGAUUGAGGGCACACCAAGCAUAAAAAAAGAUGCCCAAAGGUUCGUUCAGCUUCGUGAUGACUACAGAAGUGCGAGGCUUGCAUCCAAACUCAGCUCUGUUUGGGCUUAACCCAUCCUUGCUAUGUUUUGAGUUUAUCUGUUUACUACAAGAUCAGGCCGGUGGCUGAGUUCAUUACAAGCAGUGUAUAUUGGACAAAUAUAAGGUACAUUUUUCGUGUAUUCU
Molecule: messenger RNA, 2574 nt
Organism: Cynara cardunculus var. scolymus (artichoke)
Lineage: Eukaryota; Viridiplantae; Streptophyta; Magnoliopsida; Asterales; Asteraceae
Product: exocyst complex component SEC10a-like
Exons: 24
Coding region: 1-2460 (819 amino acids)
Biological process (GO): Golgi to plasma membrane transport; exocytosis
Cellular component (GO): cytoplasm; exocyst
Source: RefSeq, a predicted model, not a curated record